AUGCUUUUAUUCUUUUUGACAUAUCUAAAUCUGUCUAUUCAUAUCUAUCUAUGUAUCUAUCUGUCUGUCUGUCUGUUCAUAUCUAUCUAUCUAUCUAUCUAUCUAUCUAUCUGUUCAUAUCUAUCUAUCUAUCUAAUUUUUAAUCUGACAUUUCUAUUUAUCUAUUCAUCUAUCUAUCUAUCUAUCUAUCUAUCUAUCUAUCUCAUUCUGAUCAUAUUUAAGUCUAUUCAUAUCUAUAUGAGUCUGUUCAUAUCUAUCUGUCUAUCUAAUCUGUUCAGAUCUAAGUCUAUUCAUAUCUAUCUAUCUAUCUAUCUAUCUAUCUCAUUCUGUUCAUAUCUAAGUCUAUUCAUAUCUAUCAGUCUAUUCAUAUCUAACUUUUUUAUAUCCAUUCUAUUCAUAUAUCUUUUCAUAUCUAAUCUGUUUUCCUUUCUAUCUAUCUAUCUAUCUAUCUAUCAUAUAUAUAUAUCUAUCUAUCUAUCUAUCCCAGUCUGUUCAUAUCUAAGUGACCUUUCUAUCAAUCUAAAUCUGUUCCUAUCUAUCUAUCUAUCUAUCUAUCUAUCUAUCUAUGUCAGUCUUUUCAUAUCUAUCAAUCUAUCUCAGUCAGUUCAUAACUAUCUAUCUAUUCUUUUCAUAUCUAUCUAUCUGUCAGUUCAUAUCUAUCUAUCUAUCUAUCUAUCUAUCUAUCUAUCUAUCUACCUAAAUGCAAUCAUGUUUCAGUACUAUAGUCAUCCAUUGAUUGUUUCCAAUUCAUCCUUUCUGAGCAAUGAAAGUCCUACCUUGUCUACAAGGAUGCUAAGAGCUAAAAUGCUGAUACUGGUUGCAAUCUAUCUAUCUAUCUAUCUAUCUAUCUAUCUAUCUAUCUAUCUAUCUAUCUCAGUCUGUUCAUAUCUAAGUCUUUUCAUAUCUAAGUCUAAUCAUAUCUAUCUAUGUCUUUUCAUAUCUAUCUAUCUAUCUAUCUAUUUAUCUAUCUAUCUCAAUCUGAUCAUACCUAUGUAA
Molecule: messenger RNA, 996 nt
Organism: Acanthosepion pharaonis
Lineage: Eukaryota; Metazoa; Mollusca; Cephalopoda; Sepiida; Sepiidae
Source: the annotation of a GenBank genome assembly